UCAGACUGUCUAUGUUGGACUGUACAACACUGGAGGAGGCCGUCUAGCAUUGUCUGGUGGUAUGAAUUUCACUCUCCAUAAUGACAACUCAUUCACCCUCACCUGUAUCUCCACUGGUGGACCUGCUACCACUGUCACUUGGACCAGAGACUCCACCACUGUCACCCAAGGAACCCAGACUGUGUUGAAUAAUACAGUGACUGCACAGUACACCCACACUCUGACAGACAGAACAGCAGGACUCUACACAUGUUUAAUAGCUAACAGUGUUUCAAAUGUUUCAGCAAAGUUACCUGUGCAAGGUCCCUCUCCUCCAUCUAAUGUGAGAGUGUCUCAGAAUGGACUGAACAGUCUACUGGUGACCUGGACACCAUCAGAAGGACCCAAUGUUACUGGCUACACCAUCUACUACCACCAAAUAGAUGGAGGACUUAGUGGCUCAGUGACAGCUGCAGAGACAGAUACUAGCGUCGUCAUCACUGGACUAAUUGCAGGAGCAACCUUCUCUAUCAGUGUAUCAGCCGACUCCAGUACACUAUCAAGUUCUAGAUCCCAGGACUGAUACUUUAAUAGGUAUACUACUCUUGAGAUUAUUGCCAUCACUGUAAAUCUCAUUGUUUACAUGUAGUACCAGCGACCAUCUCGCUCACAUCUUCUCCUCCCUCCCCCAUGAUGUCUGGAGCCACUGUCUCUCUCACCUGCUCCAUUUCCCUGCCCAUUGAUGUCACUGAUGCCUCAGGCAUACAUUGGAAGGGGCCUGGAGUAUCUCCAAUCCCAGUUAACUCCGUCACCAGUGGAGGAAUGAUUUCCAGCGUCUUAACUUUCAGUCAAAUAGAGUCGUUUCAGAGUGGAUUGUAUGGAUGUAACUUCACUCUUGGUGGAUCCAUUUCCACCAGUAUAACUGUUAUUGUUUUAGAUCAAGUCGUCUUUUUGCCUGCUGUUAGACCAGAUGCUACCAUCAUAUCUUUAUCAUGGAUCCCUGCAUCUGGUGUUCCAGUCACUACCUACAACAUCUCCUAUUAUAACACUAAUAAGAAGUGUUUUGAUGAUAAUAAAGCGAUGAGUGUUGAAAAUCACACACUCAACUCUACUCUGGAAGAGUUAGAAGAGCACACAGAGUAUUUGGUGAAAGUUGCAGUUUGGCACAGAGGUCGUGUUGUUGGGAGCAACAGCACCGUGGUUACUACCAAGCCAGUAGCUCCAUCUGCUGGUCCCUCUUCUGUGAGUGUGGCUGGUGUUACAUCAUCCACCAUCACUGUGAUGUGGGGAAGUGUACCAUGUAUCCACCAGAAUGGAGACAUCACUGGCUACUCAGUCCAGUACAGAGCAGUGGGGAGUGAGAACAAGGAUACCGUGGAAACCAGUGAAACUGAAAUUACUCUACUAAGUUUGACACCAGAAACAGACUAUGAGAUAAGUGUGGCUGCUGUUAAUACUGAAGGAACAGGAGUUAGCACAAACACCUCAGCGACAACUUCAGCAGAGAGAGCUACUAGCAUCAGCAGUUCAGCAGUGGCAGCACCCACAAGUGGAGCAGUUAUUGGGGUUCUCCUACUAAUUUUGCUCGUCACAGUUUUACUCAUCGUCUUUAUCAGGUACAGGUCAGGAAGUGGUGAUAUUCACACCUCAACUAACGAGGCCUAUGGGAAGGUGGGGGGAGGACAGAGAGAAGAGGGAUAUGAGCUGGUGGACAUCUCUCAUGGAGAACCCUCCUCCUCCUCCAGCUAAACUGGAGGAGAUGUAUGAGGUUCCCUCGUUCUCUGCCCCUCCCCCCAGCCAGCCCCUCCCCACCAUCCCUCUCCCUCAUACUGAUGCUGACACAGAGGAGAAAGACACUCCUGUCUAUGAUGUCAUUCCUGGAGAUAUGUGACUCUACAUUCGUGUGCCAUGGCGUGAAUUUUGACUGAACUUGUCACAAUAGUUUU
Messenger RNA from Geodia barretti, 1925 nucleotides. Lineage: Eukaryota; Metazoa; Porifera; Demospongiae; Tetractinellida; Geodiidae. The record is from the annotation of a GenBank genome assembly.